This is a messenger RNA of Eucalyptus grandis, 669 nucleotides long. Its product is annotated as putative RING-H2 finger protein ATL21A. Gene Ontology annotation, molecular function: polysaccharide binding. The transcript has a single exon. Bases 1 to 669 code for a protein of 222 amino acids. The record is from RefSeq and is a predicted model, not a curated record. Lineage: Eukaryota; Viridiplantae; Streptophyta; Magnoliopsida; Myrtales; Myrtaceae.
AUGGCUUCCUCCAUCAUCUUCUUCUCUUUCUUCAUUGGCCUCUCUCUCCGCGUAUCUGCCGAUAACCCCGACUAUGUAUGUCCAGUAAGCUUUUGCAGUCCUGGCGGACCUGAGAUCCGCUUCCCUUUCCAAGCAAGCGACUCCCAUCCCGAGCGAUGUGGCUAUCCGGGCUUCAAUCUCUCGUGCAACAUCCAAGGCCAAGCGAUCCUCCAAUUGCCUAACUCGCAAGACUUCAUUGUUGACCUUAUCAACUAUAAGAAACAAUAUAUUGUGCUAAAGGACCCGGGCAACUGCCUGGCGAAGCGGCUUCAAAACUUGACGCUGCCAAGCUCGGUUUUCUCAGCUCAAGAGUAUGGGAGCUUCACGUUUGCGGAUUGCUUGUCUGGUUUGUCGGAUUUGGGAUUCGAACGGGUGGACUGCCUCAGCGAUGGACAGCACACGGUAGGGGUUGCUCCUCCCGGUUCAUACACUGGGCACUUCUACCAGUUACGAUGCCGUACUUGGACGGUGUCGGUUCCGGUGGUCCGGCAAUAUCCCACGGAUAUAACUGAGAGUGUCGUCCUGAAGUGGGAUGCGCCGGAUUGUAGAUCGUGCGAGAAAAGCAGUGGGAGGUGCGGGUUCUUGGGCUCCGCGGGCUCCGAUGUUGGAUGCUUCGGUAAACGCGGUUAG